GGUGCAGCCUUCAUGCCAUGGCCUGCUUGGUCCCAGAAACAGUGGCUGCUGUGACCUUUAUGAAUGGUCAAGGUAAAUAUUCCAGGACUGGCUACCAACAUUUGGGAAACACAAGUCCACAGGGCAGCAGGAAGGCACACAAGGCUGGACCUAGCCCCUGCAUCUGGUCUGCAAGAAGCAAAAAAGACUGCUGCAUCUGUACAACACCAGUCGGUAAAAGAACCUUUUCUCCAGCCUUGCAGUUGUUCUCCCCCUCAAAGCUGUUGGUACAGGAGCCAAGCCCUGAUUUUAAAGUCCAAUACCAGCAGCUGGAAAACCUGGGGACCACCAGGGACAGAGGACAGUCAUGAAGGCCAGUGGAUCACACUGGCAACAAAUCUGGUGCAGGAUUAGUACCCCCACAACUGAGAGGCUUGGAUUCCACCUCUGCACAGUGGUGCUCCCCAGACCAGUGCCCUGGGUUGGUCCAAGACCAGGGAUCUGGGGCAGGGGUAGAGACUGCAGCCUUCCCCUCCCAGCCUCCCACUGACUCCCUGGAGGUGAUGGGGCUGAUGGAGAGCCUAAACCUGGCUCAACAGAGACCAGUACUGUGUGAGAAUCAAGGACAGCUUGUUUUCUUCUUCUCUUAAGGGCACAUAAUUCACUUUUCCUGAGACCUACUCAGGUGUUCCAAGUCGUCCAGCAGCAAACCAGGCAAGUUUAGCAUCCUCCCUCCCAAGAUGGAUGUGGGUCUGCAGCCAUGAAUCUGCCAAAAUGAAGCAGCAGAGAGGCUGGAAUAGAGAGGACAGCAGGGCUCUAAGUGGGCACUGUGUUACAGACCAGACCAGAGCAGGACUUGGCUUGUCCCCUUCCCUGCAAGGGCAUGUCUGCUCAACUCCCCAGAUCUGGAGAAAACAAACUCAGUUCAUGCCACUCCCAUUCUGGCAUGACCCACCUGUCUCUGCACUCUGAUUACAGAGACCAUUACUUGGUAUGGAACAGCAAACAAGGCACACAGGAUCACACAAAUCCAGUUUUUCAUUUAAAAGGGAAGACAGCAGGCAAUGAUUUUCCUGGCUAUCUCAUCAGGCUGGGCAGCUGCACUGGUAUGGGGGUUUCUUCCUGCAGCUGGAUUGCUGUAGGAUUUCCAAGGAAAUACAGGAGAAAGGCAUUUGAAAAGCCACAAUCACUGCUCCUGCACCUCCCAAAAUAAAAUAAUCUUGAUUAUGACCAGCUGAAACUGUUUCUUACCAUUGUUAAGGUAGCUGCUGGCAGAGGGGGAGGGAGCUGGGAGCCAAGACAAAAUGAGGAGGGUAUGGCCCAAGAGGGACGUAGGCAGGAUUUGCACUCAGGGAGCAUGGCUAUGGGACUGACAAAAAGCCACCAAAUCCCACUGUUCCCAUUCUAUGGCAUCACUGAUCACAUAAGCAUCACCCUGGGCUGCAAGUGCUGACCCACACCUGUCCCAGCAAGCUGCAUGUUCCUCUUCUCUAAAAAACACAGGACCCUCAGCAGCACUUGCACCAACUACUGCUUGCUGUGCUCUGUCAAAGAGACCAUCCAAGACUGGGCUGCACAGGAGCUCUGGAAAUACAACAAGUUUGUAACACAGAUAAAUCCUGCAGGAGGAGGAAACUUUGGGGUUUCUACACCUACCCAGUUGCAGAUGCAGCAGGGUGGCACAAGGACUUGUGCACAGGGUGCCUCACUGAAUCUCUGUAGUGUCACGGUGUCAUGCUCCCUGACCAGGAAAGUGUUUGACACCCCAUGGCAUGUGCUUGCUGACUUCUGGAGCUGCAUCCUGCAGUGGCUGUGGUCUCUUAGAGCUGGCAGUCACCAGCAGAAGCAUGAAGGCAGGUGCUGCCACAUGGAAUGGGUGUCUCUUCCCACUCCCUACUGUCUGUGGGAAUUAACAAUGCCUCCGUUAAAAAAUCCUUCGAGCCAAGGUCAGCCCAAGCAGGUAACUGAGGUGGCAAUGCAGGAGCACUACAGGAACACCACCAUCAACCCUGCUACCUAUCAGCCUGAGGCAAACUGGUUGUCCAUCUCCAAAAGUUCUGCUAAGGUGCCAGCUGUCCUUCUGUGUCACAGAGAGCACAUCUCCAUGGGGUUGGGGGUCUGAUGGUGCUGGCAGCAAGUCUGUUUAUCCCUUCUUUGCAUCUUGUGUCUUCCUCCCAAUGCCAAAGGGAUGCUCUCUCAGUAUAUGUGCUUGUGUCUUUGCCAUGGCCAUCCAUCUUCUCUGGCCUGAGAUUGUCCCUGUCCCAGGGAUGUCUGCACAUCUUGAGGGUUCUAAUUUCCAGUGGCCCAUAAAUAUCUCCUGGUAGUAAGUGCUGUCUAGGGAAUACUCUCCUGGUGCUCCAUAGUCCCCAGAGACCUCUAUGACAGAUCCUUAAGAAAGCCAGAUUUACUCCCAGGACAAUUGUUUGUAAGCGAUGCUUGGGACUGGAGUCCUGCUGGCAUCUCUGAACCCGCCUGCAUGUAGCUUAGCAUCUCCCAGAUUUUGGGACCACAUCAGUGUUUCUUGUCCUGUACUUUUAUUUUCUGUCAUCAUUGUGCACUCAAGAACAUGUUCCCUGACCAGACUGUUUGUUAUGCAGUAAUCAGCCCUGUCCUUCACCCACUGCAGGUCUGGCAGCACCUUCUAAUCCCUACAUGUUUACCUUUAGGAUGUCCCUGUCUCUAAAGCAGGUUUUUUCAGCCCUGGGCAGAGGGCAGAAAAGAUGCUGUUCAACCAGCACAGUCAUCAUUCUACUACUGCAUCAAAUCCCCAUGGGCCAAAAUUAGGUGUGAGACUUACCUGAAAACAUGUGAUUGGCUUUAAAUUCCUGAGUUUAGAACCUAAAACCAAGCAACAAGAAUAAACAGGGAACACUGGGUUGCCCAUAUAUGUCCCUAUGCCUGAGCCUCAAAGAGAAGUUUCUCAAGGUCUCCACUGAGAAAUAGGAAUAUUUUCCUUGAUUGGCAUGGGCCUGGUAAUGAGAAUUUUAAGGAAAUGGCUAUGCAAGAGAGAGUGGUGUUUGCAGGCAGGGAGACCCGCUGGAAAUGGCUCACUGAGAUGGCAAUGCCAGGGUACAUUAUUAGGCUUGCUUUGUCCCAUGACACUGGUGAAGAGCAAAGGUGGUAUUUCAUUAAAACUGCCUUAGGAAAUCGUUCCACUCAGACCCUCCACUCAGAAGGGUGGAGAAACUUUUGACUGCUGGUUUGGUGGGCACUUUAACAGCCCUUGCAGGCUGGUGCCCUUCCACCAAGGCACAAGCUGGAGACCAAGAAAGCAUGCAAGGGAAAGCUCUGGGAGCAUAGUAACACAGCCAAAAAUAGAAGCAGUCAUUGACACCCGUGUUUGUCAGCUUCAUGCUGGGUUGCUGAGGACAUGCUUGCUUUUGGCAAGUUGUCCAGGAAGAGCUGCCAUCCAUCUGGGAUACUGAGCACUGACACAGGCUAAAUAAGGAGGGGUGCUUUGAAAGCAGCACAUAAUUAAUGAAGGCAUGAAAUGCCCUUGUCUGACUAUGAUCUGAGAGCACAGUGCCAGGGGGCAACACCACCCGGGCCCCUCCAUGUGUGCUGCUGAUCAUAAAUCCAUGGCACGGUGGUCAUCACAGCGAGGGAUGCUGCAGCACAGAGCUGUCUGGGGACCCACAUUCCAGUGCUGCAGCAGCCUGCCUUGUUGUGUCCACACCAAGCCGUACCCGAGUCCUCCUGGGAGCAGGGAAAACCACAUGAAAUCCCAUCCCAGACUAAAACCAUCCCAUGUCCCGGCCUAAAAGCACCCCACUGUAAAACCUGGCUCGGCCCAAAAUCAUUCGAUGAAAAGCACAUCCCAGCCCCAAAGCAUCACAUGGAGAGCCCAGCACAGCCCAAAGGCAUCCAUUAAAACCCCGUUGCAGCCCCAAAGCAUCUCAUGAAAACCGCACCCCGACGCAAAAGCAUCCCGUCAGCGCCAAACCCCGAUCCCCCCCAGCCCCGGGGGCACCUCCAUCCCCGGACAUCCCCAGCAGGUCCAGCCCCCGGAGCCCCCCGGAGCUGCCCUUCCCG
Parus major (Great Tit) is the source of this 4011-nucleotide messenger RNA. RefSeq lists its product as uncharacterized. The record is from RefSeq and is a predicted model, not a curated record. The transcript has 2 exons. Bases 1457 to 2101 code for a protein of 214 amino acids. NCBI's taxonomy places the organism in Eukaryota, Metazoa, Chordata, Aves, Passeriformes, Paridae.